Molecule: messenger RNA, 792 nt
Organism: Tetrahymena thermophila SB210
Lineage: Eukaryota; Ciliophora; Oligohymenophorea; Hymenostomatida; Tetrahymenidae
Exons: 1
Source: RefSeq, a predicted model, not a curated record
AUGAAAAAAGCUACUACUACCACAACUACAUCUACUGUUAAAAAAACUACAACUACUACAACAGCAGCAACAAAAACUACUUCUACUACAGCUUCUAAACCAGCAGGAAGUACAGCGGUUAAAAAAGCAGGGACUACAGCAACUAAAACAUCUACAAGUACUGCUAAAUCAGGAACAUCAGCUGUAAAAUCAACUACUACUACAAAAGCUAAAACAGAUACAAAGUCUUAAAAUAAAUAAAAUGCUGUAAAAAUAGAAGAAAAGAAGAUUGAAGUUAAAUAGGAUGAAAUAAAAUAAGAAGUAUAAUAACCGGUUGAAUAAAAAAAAGAAGAAUAGAAAGUUGAAAAAUAAGAAGUAGUGCAUGGAGAAGUUACUAUUACUUACAAUCAUUACAAAAAUAAAUUCCCAAUAAUAAAUGGAUAAAUUACUAGCUAAGUUAUAGAUGAUGAAUAUUGUAUGUCUGCGGUAUUUUUAGGAAACUUUAAGAUGCAUUUAUCUGAUAAAAAUAAAAUAAAAGUUGAAGAAAAAAUAAAUAGUGAUAAUGUGACUACGUUUUCAGGGUUAAUAACUGGUGAAACGUAUGGAUUGUAAAUCGAAGAAGAUGAUGCUGCCGAAGCCUAAAGGGAAAGUAAAGCUUUUGUUGCAGAGAAAAAGGAAGAUAAAUUAAGAGGAGAAAGGAAAGAAGGGUGUUCAUGCCUUUAUGGAAAUCCGUGCGUUGAUUCAGGAGUUUGCAAUGAUUGGAAAAAUAGAUUUGAGGUGGCAAAAAAGAACGGAUGGAAAGGAUUUUAGUGA